UACAAACUAGUGAAGAAGAAGAGCAUGCGGUGGUGCGGGAAACAUGAACACGUUUUCUGGUGCAUUAUGGGCUCAUCUCUGCUUUCUGUUGCUGAGCAGCUUUUGAAAGACCUUCAGAGAACUUACUCGGAGACAAACCAGAUACCAGAUGACCUACUAAUAGCAUUACGGUUUGUGUUUGGCCAAUGUGCUCUUCAGGCAUUGGACCUGGUGGACCAGCGCUCUGUCACAUGUGUGUCAUCACCCAGCGGUCGAAAGGCAUUUCAGGUGUUAGGUGGAUCAGGGCAUCUGUACAUGUGCUUCACGUCCUGCCACUACUGCCCAUGCCCUGCCUUCUCCUUCUCUGUGCUCCGGAGAAACGAGAGUCUGAUGUGUAAGCACCUCCUGGCUGCCUGUCUGAGUCAGGCCAUGGGUUUGUGCCAGCAGGAGCAGGUCUCAGAUCAGCAGAUGACCCAUAUUCUCUCAGGGCAAACUGAGGCCAGCACAUAAAUAACUGAUCCUGGAGUAGAGUGAGACUCUGAUAAGAACCCCCAUUCAGAUAUUUAGAGUCAUUAUGGAUUAGAAUGGACUCGUCUUUUCGAAGUUGUUGUUGCACUUAAAUGAUUAUUUUUUUUUUUUAAAUGAGGGAUGAUCUGUCGUAGAAUGUUAAAAAUUGCUUUGAAAGUAAAUAAACAAGCAAAGCUAUGACCCUCAA
This is a messenger RNA of Sinocyclocheilus anshuiensis, 694 nucleotides long. It is a transcript of the gene zswim7, whose product is annotated as zinc finger, SWIM-type containing 7. Lineage: Eukaryota; Metazoa; Chordata; Actinopteri; Cypriniformes; Cyprinidae. The coding region runs from base 25 to 489 and encodes 154 amino acids. Gene Ontology annotation, cellular component: Shu complex. The transcript has 6 exons. The record is from RefSeq and is a predicted model, not a curated record. Gene Ontology annotation, biological process: double-strand break repair via homologous recombination. Gene Ontology annotation, molecular function: zinc ion binding.